GUAUUAUUUACAGCAAUUUCUCCUGCUUUAUUCAUUCGUAAAAUGAUCGCCCAACGUAUAACUAUUCUUUUGGAAUUACUCUUAUUUUUGUCGAAUAACUUGUGCUGCACUUUAAAUGACACACAUGCAAUUAUAUUAGCUCGUGGAGGCUCGAAAGGAAUUAAAAAUAAAAAUUUAUUACAAUUUAAUGGAAACAGUAUACUUGGAACUACUAUAAAAACUAUUAAAAAAUCUGGCAUGUUUGAAAAUAUAUGGGUUUCCACCGAUAGUGAUGUAAUUGAAAUGGAGGCAUUAAAACAUGGUGCACUGGUGUACAGAAGACUUCAUGCAUUUGCUCAAGAUCAUUCAUCGUCUUUGGAAGCAAUAAAAGAAUUUUUAAAUAAACACAAUUUUGUUAAAAAAUUUGCUUUAUUUCAAUGUACAUCAGUAUUUUUAAAGGAAAAGUACAUUGUAGAAGCAGUUCAUAAAUUUAAUUUUCACCCAUGUGUCUUCGCCGCUAAAAGGUCACAUAAGUUAAGAUGGAAACAACUAGGAAAUAAUUUAAUUUUGCCUCUAAAUUUCAAUCCCUUUCAAAGGCCAAGGCGACAGGAUUGGGAAGGAGAAUUUGAUGAAACUGGAAUGUUUUAUUUUUCAACUAAACAAUUAGUAAGCAAAAAUAGUUUACAAGACAAUAGGUGUGCAAUAGUAGAAGUCGAUGCCCAAGAUGCAAUAGAGAUUGAUAAUUUGAAUGAUUUAAAAAUGGCGCAAUGUAUGCUUGAAGUGACUAAAUAAAAAAAUAAAUAAUAUGUAUAUCAACUGCGGUGAUCGUGUUACUUCUUACAAUUGAAUAAUUUAAAUAGCUCAGCAGUAUUGGAAUGACUUUGAGCACAAAAAUUAUUUUUAUGCACUGAAAUCUUUAAAAAAAUAAACUUUAUAAUUGUUGUUUUACUUGUG
This is a messenger RNA of Lucilia sericata (common green bottle fly), 933 nucleotides long. RefSeq names its product N-acylneuraminate cytidylyltransferase (gene Csas). The transcript is spliced from 5 exons. Bases 43 to 771 code for a protein of 242 amino acids. Gene Ontology annotation, molecular function: N-acylneuraminate cytidylyltransferase activity. The record is from RefSeq and is a predicted model, not a curated record. NCBI's taxonomy places the organism in Eukaryota, Metazoa, Arthropoda, Insecta, Diptera, Calliphoridae.